Molecule: messenger RNA, 996 nt
Organism: Clupea harengus (Atlantic herring)
Lineage: Eukaryota; Metazoa; Chordata; Actinopteri; Clupeiformes; Clupeidae
Gene: rcan2
Product: regulator of calcineurin 2
Biological process (GO): calcium-mediated signaling
Cellular component (GO): nucleus; cytoplasm
Molecular function (GO): nucleic acid binding; calcium-dependent protein serine/threonine phosphatase regulator activity
Source: RefSeq, a predicted model, not a curated record
UCUCUCUCUGUGUUUCUCUGCCUCACCAGAAUAGAGGAUCAGAGAGGCAGCCAGCUAGAGUACGGGAGAGAGAGAAAAGGAGAGCGUGUUUUCUGCGCUCCUCAGAAUAAUUAAACACACGCAGAGGCGCACAGUCCUGCAGUAGCUACUGCCACGCUUGGUCACACAUUUAAACUCUACGCUAGCAGCCACUCAAACACAACCAUUAAUCAUACACACACACACACACACACUGAUUGUUCAGGUUCUGACCAGCACCCAUCAGUACCGGUGAAACAUGCCAUCUCGCAGCAUGGAGUGUGACGCGUCCACGCUAAUAGCCUGCAUGGUGGACGUGGAGGUCUUCACCAACCAGGAGGUCAAGGAGAUGUUCGAGACCCUGUUCCUGGUGUAUGACCACAACGCCACCUUCCAGCUGUUCAAGAGUUUCCGGCGUGUGCGCAUCAACUUCAGCAGCCCCAAAGCGGCAGCCAGCGCCAGGAUAGAGCUGCAUGAAACGCCCUUCAGGGGCAAGAAGCUCAAGCUCUACUUCGCCCAGGUCCAAAACCCUGUCUCCGAUGGUGACAACCUGCAUCUGGCUCCGCCCCAGCCCUCCAAGCAGUUCCUCAUCUCUCCACCCGGAUCCCCUCCCAUUGGCUGGGAACAGAUCGACGAGGCCACGCCCGUCAUCAACUACGACCUCCUGUACGCCGUCGCCAAACUGGGCCCAGGGCCUCUCAGCUGGCUGUCAGAGUCACCUAUUUAUACCUCCAAGAGCCAAGCAUCGCCUAGACAGAGCUGUUCCUCAGGACUUUACCGAGAGAAGUUUGAGUUGCACGCCGGCACAGAGUCCACCCCCAGCGUGGUCGUUCACGUGUGCGACAGCGACGCAGAGGAAGAGGAGGAACCAAAGAUCUGCGCCAAACCAAAAAUCAUCCAGACCCGGCGCCCCGACCUGCCUGUGUCCCACUGAACUCCCUCCCCCUCCCCCCGCCCGCUCCCCACUCCCCACUCCCU